This is a messenger RNA of Lodderomyces oxycetoniae, 1842 nucleotides long. It is a transcript of the gene SSB1, whose product is annotated as Hsp70 family ATPase. Gene Ontology annotation, cellular component: cytosol; cytoplasm; plasma membrane. NCBI's taxonomy places the organism in Eukaryota, Fungi, Ascomycota, Pichiomycetes, Serinales, Debaryomycetaceae. Gene Ontology annotation, molecular function: ATP binding; ATP-dependent protein folding chaperone. The record is from RefSeq and is a predicted model, not a curated record. The transcript has a single exon. Bases 1 to 1842 code for a protein of 613 amino acids.
AUGGCUGACGGUGUUUUCCAGGGUGCUAUUGGUAUCGAUUUAGGUACUACUUAUUCUUGUGUCGCUACCUACGACUCAGCAGUUGAAAUUAUUGCCAAUGAGCAAGGUAAUAGAGUUACUCCUUCUUUUGUCGCUUUCACUAGCGAAGAAAGAUUAAUUGGUGAUGCAGCAAAGAACCAAGCAGCUUUGAACCCAAAGAAUACCGUUUUUGACGCUAAGCGUUUGAUUGGUAGAGCUUUUGACGACGAGUCUGUUCAAAAAGAUAUCAAGUCAUGGCCUUUUACCGUUACCAACCAAAAUGGUCAACCACAAAUUGAAGUUGAGUAUUUGGGAGAAACCAAAACUUUUUCUCCUCAGGAAAUUUCAUCCAUGGUUUUAACCAAGAUGAAGGAAAUUGCUGAAGCUAAAAUUGGUAAAAAAGUCGAAAAGGCUGUUAUUACUGUUCCUGCUUAUUUCAAUGAUGCUCAAAGACAAGCCACUAAGGAUGCUGGUGCCAUCGCUGGUUUGAACGUUUUGAGAAUCAUUAACGAGCCUACCGCUGCUGCUAUUGCUUAUGGUUUAGGUGCCGGUAAAUCAGAAAAAGAAAGACACGUUUUGAUUUUCGAUUUGGGUGGUGGUACUUUUGAUGUUUCAUUAUUGAACAUUACUGGUGGUGUUUUCACCGUUAAGGCUACCGCUGGUGACACUCACUUGGGUGGUCAAGAUUUCGAUACUAAUUUAUUAGAGCACUUUCAAAAAGAAUUCCAGAAAAAGACUGGUUCCGAUAUCUCGGGUGAUGCUAGAGCUUUAAGAAGAUUAAGAACUGCUUGUGAAAGAGCAAAGAGAUCUUUAUCUUCAGGUACUCAAACCACUGUUGAAAUCGACUCAUUGUUUGAUGGACACGACUUUUCAGCCAACAUUACCAGAGCUAGAUUCGAAGAUAUUAAUUCUGCUUUGUUCAAAUCAACAUUGGAACCUGUUGAACAAGUGUUGAAAGAUGCCAAGAUCAACAAGAGCCAAGUUGACGAAGUCGUUCUUGUUGGUGGUUCCACUAGAAUUCCAAAAGUUCAAAAACUAUUAUCAGAUUUCUUUGACGGUAAACAAUUGGAAAAAUCCAUCAACCCAGAUGAAGCCGUUGCUUAUGGUGCUGCCGUUCAAGGUGCUAUCUUGACCGGUCAAUCCACUAAUGAUGAAACAAAAGACUUGUUGUUAUUGGAUGUUAUUCCAUUGUCUCUUGGUGUUGCUAUGCAAGGUAACGUUUUCGCUCCAGUUGUCCCAAGAAACACCACUGUUCCAACCAUCAAAAGAAGAACCUUCACUACUGUUGCUGACCACCAAACCACAGUUCAAUUCCCAGUUUACCAAGGUGAACGUGUUAACUGUUCAGAGAACACCUUGUUGGGUGAAUUUGAUUUGAAAAACAUUCCACCUAUGCAAGCUGGUGAACCAGUAUUGGAAGCUAUUUUCGAAGUUGAUGCUAAUGGUAUCUUGAAGGUUACUGCUGUUGAAAAAUCCACAGGCAGAUCAGCCAACAUUACCAUCUCCAACUCCAUUGGUAGAUUAUCUACAGAAGAAAUUGAAAAAAUGAUUAGCGAUGCUGAAAAAUUCAAAUCAUCUGAUGACGCUUUUGCAAAGAGACACGAACAAAAACAAAAAUUAGAAGCUUAUGUUGCCUCUGUUGAAUCCACUGUUACCGACCCAGUCUUGAGUGCCAAAAUGAAAAAAUCGGCAAAAGACAAGAUUGAAACUGCAUUAUCUGAAGCUUUGCAAACUUUGGAAAUUGAAGAUUCUUCUGCUGAUGAUUACAGAAAGGCUGAGUUAACUUUGAAAAGAGCCGUUACUAAAGGUAUGGCUACUCGUUAA